Catharus ustulatus (Swainson's thrush) is the source of this 792-nucleotide messenger RNA. RefSeq names its product protein arginine N-methyltransferase 1-like. NCBI's taxonomy places the organism in Eukaryota, Metazoa, Chordata, Aves, Passeriformes, Turdidae. Gene Ontology annotation, molecular function: protein-arginine N-methyltransferase activity. Gene Ontology annotation, cellular component: nucleus. The transcript has 5 exons. The annotation marks the transcript as partial. The record is from RefSeq and is a predicted model, not a curated record.
ACCCCGGACGGGCUGAUCUUCCCCGACCGCGCCACGCUCUACGUGACGGCCAUCGAGGACAGGCAGUACAAGGACUACAAAAUCCACUGGUGGGAGAACGUUUACGGGUUCGACAUGUCGUGCAUCAAGGACGUGGCCAUCAAGGAGCCCCUGGUGGACGUGGUGGAUCCCAAGCAGUUGGUGACCAACGCUUGUCUCAUCAAGGAAGUGGACAUCUACACGGUGAAGGUGGAGGAGCUGACGUUCACGGCCCCGUUCUGCCUGCAGGUGAAGCGCAACGAUUACGUGCACGCGCUGGUGGCGUACUUCAACAUCGAGUUCACGCGCUGCCACAAGCGCACCGGCUUCUCCACCAGCCCAGAAUCCCCGUACACACACUGGAAGCAGACUGUGUUUUACAUGGAGGAAUACCUGACGGUGAAGAGCGGAGAGGAAAUUUUCGGCACCAUCACCAUGAAACCCAACGCCAAGAACAACCGCGACCUGGAUUUCACCAUCGACCUGGACUUCAAGGGGCAGCUCUGUGAACUCUCCUGCUCCACCGACUACCGCAUGCGUUAGGGACCCCAAAAUCCCCCAAACCCACCCCAAAAAUCCGCCCCAAAACCCCCCAAAAAUCCCCUAAAAAUCCCCCCCAAAAUCCCCCAAAAAUUCCCGGAAAUUUAAAAAAAAUUUAAAAAAAAAUGAAAUUUCGGGGGCGCUGCAGUUCCGCCAUUUCGCCACCAGGGGGCGGCAAAAGCGCGGCGGAAAUUCGGAAUUUUGGGGGAAUUUGGGACCCAAAUUUUGGGUUUU